UGUCUGAGGAUUCAGUUGUAAAUUUUUGUCUGCUUACUAUUUACAUUGUCAAAAUUACGGUUUCAUGUAUGUUUAAAAAUUUAGUUAACAAUGCAUCGGUCUGUACUCGUCGCAUUCGACUUUGAUCAUACAAUUGCCAAUGGCAAUACCGAUACCGUGGCUCGAAAGCUAUUGCCCAAGGAAAAUUUACCAGACAAUGUGAAGGAUUUAUAUCGUUCUGAUGGUUGGAUCCCGUAUAUGGCGAAAAUAUUUGAGUUGCUGCACAGCAAUUCCAUCGACAUAGACCAAAUCAAAACAGCUAUUAUUAAUAUACCUCCUGUGCCGGGUAUCGAAACCCUUCUAAAAGAAUUAUCCUCUCGAGGCUGUGAAAUUAUUAUUAUUAGUGAUUCGAAUACAUUCUUCAUUAGUGAAUGGUUAAAGAACAAAAAUUUAUAUCAUAUUAUUACUCAAACAUUCACAAAUCCCGCGAAAAUCGAUGAUGAUGGUUUAAUAAAGUUGGAUAUGUACCACGUUCAAAAUUCUUGCAAAUUAAGCACUGUUAAUUUGUGCAAAGGACAAAUUUUAGAAGAUUACGUUAAGAAACGAAAUGACGAGGGAGUACAUUUUGAUCGAAUUGUGUACGUCGGCGAUGGAAAAAAUGACCUGUGCCCAAUUAUACGACUUUCGGAACGAGAUGUAGCAUUUCCGCGGAAGGAUUACACGCUUAUAAAGAUGUUAAAUGAUGUUGAAAAUUACCAAAUUCCAAAAAUAAAUGCUCGUAUAUUUCCAUGGACUGACGGUGUACAAAUCUUAAAGACAUUAGAAGAAAAAAUAGGAUUUUCUAAAUCUUUUUUAUAA
Molecule: messenger RNA, 837 nt
Organism: Habropoda laboriosa
Lineage: Eukaryota; Metazoa; Arthropoda; Insecta; Hymenoptera; Apidae
Product: probable phosphatase phospho2
Exons: 2
Coding region: 91-837 (248 amino acids)
Molecular function (GO): phosphatase activity
Source: RefSeq, a predicted model, not a curated record